AUGAAAAAGAUGAAUCCCUUAAAUGGUCAGAUUCUAGACGGGUGUUCGUUGUUCAAGGAACACCCGAUCGGUUGUGAACCUUUCGUCGAAGUUGAUUGUUGUGAGAAAUCGGAUUCUGUCGAAGCACAUACUAGUAGAUUUGAUUGCUCGGAUCCGAUUUUGAACCACGACCAUGAUGAUUUUCUUGCGGAACUUUCUUAUUUUAAUCAGUGGAAAGGUGAUACCUCAAGUUUCACAGAAGAAAAUUCAGCGGGACAGCUCGGCUCUAUAGGCAAUAAUACCCAGUGGAAUGAAAUUGACGACGCCAUCGAGUGGAUCGAAAAAUUCCGACCAACAGAAAUUUCGGUUAAUGUUGACUCUCCGAAUUGUUUCGAUUAUUCGGAUGACUCUGCUCGGAAACAACCAAGUGAUCCAUUUGACCAAAUUGUGUCGUUAAUUGAUUGGGAGGCCUGGAAUUGCUACCUCGAUAAUGCGGACGUGGAUCUUGACGAAUGCACAAAGACAAGUGAAGAUGAGGAUAUAGACCUACUUCCUUUGGUUGGAGGCACGGUUGAGAAUACCGUUAGAACUGAGAGCAGUAACUCUGCAAAUUCUUGUGAAUGUGGUUCCGAUCCUACAGAUUUGGAUUUUUCUGCGGAUGCAAAGCUAAAUGAGAAGAUCGUAGUUCCUAAAUCUGGGCCUCUUACGUGGUUGCCUUCCAUGGACAAUGUGUACGACUGCGAUCGUAUAUCUUCAAGUGAAAAAUCAAGUACGGUCUCAAUUAAGCCACGCAAACGUAGAGGCGUAAAAAUGAAGCCACUUGGUGAUGAUGAGACAAAUCAUCGUCGUCUUCUUAACCGUAAGGCUGCUUUCCGUUAUCGGGAGAGAAAGCGCAUGAAACAAAAUGAACAGAAAAGAGAGUUGGAACAUCUGAUCUCUUACAACAGCCAAUUGAAGCGACAUUUGAGACUGGUUCGCAUGGAAAUCGAUGUUUGGAAAGAAAAAAUCAAUUGGGCAAAAGAUGUAGAUUUUUGA
This is a messenger RNA of Angiostrongylus costaricensis, 1014 nucleotides long. Lineage: Eukaryota; Metazoa; Nematoda; Chromadorea; Rhabditida; Metastrongylidae. The record is from the annotation of a GenBank genome assembly.